Messenger RNA from Trachemys scripta elegans, 3217 nucleotides. RefSeq names its product activating transcription factor 7 interacting protein 2 (gene ATF7IP2). Gene Ontology annotation, biological process: regulation of DNA-templated transcription. NCBI's taxonomy places the organism in Eukaryota, Metazoa, Chordata, Testudines, Emydidae. The coding region runs from base 230 to 2443 and encodes 737 amino acids. The transcript has 12 exons. Gene Ontology annotation, molecular function: transcription coregulator activity; protein binding. The record is from RefSeq and is a predicted model, not a curated record. Gene Ontology annotation, cellular component: transcription regulator complex; nucleus.
ACGAGCUUGGCGCAGGCUCGGAGGCGCUGGGGUCCGCUCCAGGCGGUCGCUAGGCCCUGAUUGGCCGGCGGCGCACCCUGACGUGCCCCGCACUCGGUAAUCCUGCCCUUCCGUGUGGUCGCGCGCUGCGGGGCGGUCAAGUGUUGCUGCAAGCGUCCGGUGCAGGGCUGUGCGGCGAUUCCGGAGCAGCGGCUCAUUGCUGCCCCCCCGCUCCUCCCCGGCAUGAAAGAUGGAGAGUUCAAAUACAAUCAUCCAAAAGCCUUUGAGAGCAAGAAAAACAAUGACUCCAAGUAGUCGAAAACAAGUGGAAAUGCUGAGUAAAACAAAGAAUAUUUCAGGACAAGGAAAGAUUCUAAACGGCUUGCAUACUGAGGAUCACCAUGUUCAGUUAAAUACGGUGGACAUAAACUGCAGAAGUAAUGAUUCUGUAAAAGGAAACUCACCAACUGAAUCAAAAACAGAUACGUUCCCUGAAAAAAGUGAAAUGUUACCUCAAAAAUUAACAGCCUCAAUACAGGGGUUCAGUGUUACUUCAAAAGUAAAUGAAGAAGUAAAACAAUGUUCUUAUGACACAAAUUUUGAUCAAAACUGUCAAGAAGAAUCCCAAGAACCUCUCCAUAAGAAAUCUUGUAACAAAAACUCUGAUGCAAAACAGUUCCUAAAUGCUGGGUGUUUACAAGAUAUACUGCAUAAAUGGUAUGAAAAUGAACUAAAUACACCAUCCUCCAAGCCAGUUGAAGUGCAUUUGUAUUCAAAACCAAAUAACCUACCUGUUGACCAGUUAAAAGAGAAUGCUUGUUUAGACGAUCCAGUUAACAGUGAUUCUGGGGAUGAAAAAAGAACUAACAAGAUUAUUCCUAUUUUAGAAAAGAUAGACACAACAACAGAAAUAAAUAGUGCAAUAGAAGAGGUUAUUCCCAUAUUAAAAAAGGUAGACGUGAUAUCUGAUUCAAAUGAUGUGAAGCACAAAUAUAACCUUACUAAUUCAGUUACCCCCACACUGCCUGGGACAGAUAGAAUAGCUGAUGGUUCGGAGAGUAAAACAUCCUACGGAAAUGGUAGUCCAAAUAUUUCACCAGAUGUGGAAGCUGCUGUUAUGCUGCAGGAUACAUCGCCUGGAUAUAGUAUUGGUGACAAUGUUCAAAGGAAGAGGGUAUGUUCAGAAAGCAAGGAAGACAGUCAUUGUAAACGCUUCAAAACUGCUGAUGAAAACAAAAAAGAGAAUAUUUGUACCGUGCCAGAAAAAGAGGAAAAAUUUUUGGGAAAGGUCAAACACUUGAUUCAAAAGCGUGUGGAUAUUUUAAAUAAUGAUGUCUUUAACCAUAAACUGGAAAGUUUAAAUGGAAGAGUUGAUCAAACACAGUGUCGAAAAAAACAUGAAGAAAUAGCUAUUACAUUUCUAAAGAAAGUGUCUAAGCUUGAGAGACGUAUUAAUACUGUGAUAGCAUUUCAGAAGAAAAUAUUAUCGAAAAUGGUCACUAGUAAGGCAAAUCUUCCAGGUGCAAACUCGCAAAAUGCGAUACUUAAUCGAACCAAAUCUGUUCCACCACUUCCUGAUAACAUAAAUGGACAAUCAAUUUCUUCAGUUAAACAUUUAUCAUCAUCCCAUAGACAAACUGGUUCCACUUCUGAAUGUGUUGCAGAAGAAAAUGUAAGCUCUGAUGAAGUUAUACUGAUUUCUGUGGAAAGCAGAAAUUCAACAACAGUAACAACUGCAAACAAUUCAGAUAUUCAAAAAAAAUUAGUUUCUACACAAGCAGAAAUUUCCACUAAAGCUCAAUCCAAAAACAAGUGCACUGAAGAAAAAACAAAAUCUGCAGUGAUUGAUCUAACAGAAGAAGAAAAGCACAAUUUUGAUAAAGGUCAAGACCUGGAUGGGAGAACUCAGGGUGCUGCAGGAAACAAUAUUAGUGGCUGGCUUGGUAAGUUAAAAGAAGACCAAAAUUCUGUGUCAAACAAAAGUAAUUCAAAGAAAGCAAGCCCCAAAUCAAAUCGCCUUGAGCCACCAGCACAAGCAUCACAUCAGGUUCUUGAACAGUUUCCACAUCCUCCUCCACUACCAAGGAUACCUCCAUACCCAGAACUCAAGGAUGGAUUCAGAGACACUGUGCCACCUCAGAAGCCUGAACUAAAACUGGCUCAGGUGCAAAAUCCAAAAGGUAUUGCACUCUCGUGGACUGUUACAGAGAUUGAUCCCAAGUGCGCUCCUGUAGAGAGCUAUCACUUGUUCAUAUACCAUGAACACUCCAAUAACAGUACUGUACCACACUGGAAGAAAAUAGGAGAAAUAAAGGCUUUGCCCCUACCAAUGGCUUGUUCUUUAUCACAAUUUACAGCCUCCAAGAAGUACUACUUUACUAUACAAUCAAAAGAUGUAUGUGGACGUUAUGGACCGUUUUGUGAUAUACAAUCAAUUACUUUAAUUUCUCUGGAAAACUCAUAAGCUACCUCAAUAACUGUUACACGGUUGUUUCAAUUUGAAAUAUUGUAUUUUUACUUGUAAACAAUCCAGAGCCAAGGAAUUAAUUGUACCACAGACUGUAUUCACUCAGUUCUGUUUCUUAUCUAUCAUGCCAACUAUCAGUUAUUUAUAUUCUGAGCAUUGUUCUAUACAUUUUGUAAGUUGUUUCUAAUAACUUGACACUGAGAAUUCUGUUUAUAAAACUAAUUUCAGUUCUGGGUUUAGUUUAGUUAUUUUCCUUCUCAAUCCUUCCCCUCCCAUUCCUUUCAUGUAGGAUGUACUUGGGACAUAAAGGAAUAAAAGUUUCUACUUGGUAACUAUGAAUUGUGAUGACGAUCAUGAGAUUAGAAAUCUAAUAUGUCAUGAAUUUUUUUGUGGUGUUUUGCUCACCCUUUUUGUAUUUUUGGGGAAGAUAGUGGGUUUUUUGUGUUCCAUUUCCUUCACUAAAUGGUGCACAAGCUUUCGGAAGGUUUUAGUUCUUGUACUUGUGUACUCAUACAGUACUACAGGAGCAUCUCCAUUAUUCUGAAGCCUCUGAAAAAUGCUUGUAAGGAUGAAAGUCUCUGUAGUGGGGAUGAUGAUAAUACAGGAACUAUAGUGUUUAAAUACUACCAUCACCUGAGAUAAUCAGCUGGACCAUUAUCUUUUUAGAGAUGCUGCAUUGUAAAGGAACACCAAAUGAGAUUGUUUCAUUGUCACCCAUUUUGGGCAAGAAUUAAGUUUCUGGGGAAGUUGAUUAAAGUGUUUAUAAAUAAA